AUAAUCUUGGGCAUCGCGGCGCGUCUCAGCCUGGAAAGCUGCCAUUGCCCUGUAGUUUUACGCGGCGCGUCAGUGCGCGAGUCUCUUACGCCAUCGCUGCGCUGUGAACUCAAAGUUUCCGGACAUAUUCACGUGUCAGUGCCCAAAUCACUGCAAGCCACCAAUCAACCAUGCACAAGGAGCGCCUGACCAUCAAGCCUCGGCUCCAGUCCGUAAGCGGUCGCAUCUAUGUGGCGCGCGAGACCGGUCCUCCCGUCCCGUGGCCGCAACUUAUAUUGCUAGCCGUCCUCGGCACGGCCGCUAUAGUAUCGUGCUCCUUCUUACUAUACGAUACAGAAGACGACGGCGCCGCGUUGCUAGCACCGGCGCCUCUACUGGAGAUACAAUCUCUGGGAAUAGCGCGUUUCAUACUAUUCCUCAUCCUGGCGCACCGCAUCUUCCUCAUCUUAUUCGUGCGGCCGCCGAUCGACAUCAAGAUCGACUACCAGCCCGGGUCUCAACUAAAGAGCAUGGGUUCGCAAGUUUUAGCUGGUGUUGGUAGAUUAGCAACAUUUACGAUCCAGACCUGGACGCUGCAGACGAUCUAUUUCGGCCUAGUUACGUUAGCGACCCUUGGAUACAUACAACCAUACCGACAGAUCUCGUACCUCUUCGAGUUGUUGUUUGCGACGUCUCAUUUGGUGUCCUGCGUCACUUCGUAUGUCUUGGUCCCCACAAUGUGCAAGCAGUGGCUCAAGGGCGAUUUCGGCGGCAUCAAGGUGUCGGAGAUCCCUUUGUUAGGUGUGGACCAGCUCACCGUGCACAACUUUAAUAUCGUGUCGCUCCAUAUCGAUGCUUUUUUAUCGGGCCAGCGCCUCGUCCUGGGUCACUGGGGCCUGGCCUUGUCGUAUGCUUCCUACUACGCGGCGUUCGCGUGGGCGCGCUGCCGGUUUAUCAACGGCCAGGUCCCCUACUUCUUCCUGGAUUACUCACUCCCAACGAAAAGAGCCUACGCGUUCCACCUCGGCCUCGCGGCGAUCCUCACAGUCUACUUCCUCGGCUUUUCGGUGCUGCUGGAGCGCAUGGCCUCCCUGGGCGUGCCGUGGCGCUUCGCCGUGCACGCGGCGGUCUGCUACUCGAACAUGCGCUUGCGGGCGCCCAAGGCUUAUCUAGAGAUCGAGAAGAAGCGCGAGGCGAAGUCGUCUUAAAGCGCGCGCCACGAAGGGCGGUCGCGCUGUGCUAACUAAGUAUUCCAUGUGACACAUACACUUUACUCGCGAG
Pelagomonas calceolata is the source of this 1260-nucleotide messenger RNA. The record is from the annotation of a GenBank genome assembly. Lineage: Eukaryota; Pelagophyceae; Pelagomonadales; Pelagomonadaceae.